GGUUUUUUUACUCCUGUCAACAAAAUCACUCCCCUUUUAAUAGUCCGCGACACUCUUCUCGUCCAUAAACUCCCUCCUCUCCUUCUCUCCUUUCUCUUCUGUAUUUGCCCUAACCUCUUUCGCUGAACAUAUCAACAUAUACUCUCAUCUCUUUCGCUUUUUACCCUCAUCUACAUUCUCCCUGGCGAACGGUGGACGAAGAAAGAGGACUCUGCGGUUCCAAAACCCUAGAAAUCACCUCCUCUGGGUGCAUCCUAGACAAUGAGAGAGGUCAAUUGGGCUGGCAUGGGAAUUUUGUCAGCAAAAGGAAGAAGUGGAAAACAGUCACAAGUCUUUUUUAUGGACCAUCUGGCAAGAAUGAGAUUGGAAAACUUUGAAGGUGUGGAGUGCACUGAUCACUUGAUAAAGGAGUUAUCCAAAUACAAACAGUGAAUGAUAUACUUCAGACCACUCUGGAAGUAGCAAACAGAAAAUCUGACGCUAACUGUUCUCUUCCAAAUUUCUCCAACUGACUCAAGUUGAACAAAAAUAAAAUCUGGGAGAGCUCAGGAGAUGGCAGCAGUUGAACUUGAAAACUGUAGCUGUAUUCAGAUAUAAUCCUCUUCUUCAUCCUCUUCAUCGUCUGCUUGUGGUGUAAUAAGAUUUAUUUCGACUCUGAAACCAAGGUUAACAGAGAAAAAAAUGGCAGCGUCGACUUCCUUAAAAGAAUAUCUGAAACGAUAUGAAAGCAACAAUGAAGAGGAAACAAAGAAAAAGAAGAAAAAGAAAAAGAAAACCAAACCAGAUGUCUCAGGUGUCCUUGUUGUUGAUGAAGAUCCAACAUGGCAAAAACCAGUUAAGCUUGAAGAAGAACAUGAUGAUUCAGCAGAUGAAGAGAAACCCCAAAUUGAUGAAGACAUUGAAGUUAAGCGGAUGAAGAGACUAGAGCAACUUAGGUCCAAACGUCCUUAUCAUGCCCUUUCUGAGGAUGGGAGUGGUUGGGUUUCAAUUUCUGCUGUUCCUACACAUUCUGAUUCUGGUGACCAAAAUUCUGAUGUGUCCCCGCCUCGUAGGCAGAGAGCUCGUUAUGACACACCUUCACCAGAACCUGAACCCAGGCCUUCAGAUUCGGGCAGAGAAGGUUCUGACUUGUCACCACCACGGCAGCGGCAAAGACGUUACCAUACUCCGUCACCGGAACCGGGAAGUAAACCAUCAGGUUCUGAUUUUUCUCCUUCUCGUCGACCUUGUCGGCAGACCUCAGCAGAUGUUGAAAGGAAGAACUCUGAUUCACCCCAUUUUCCUCGCAUUUCUUCCCCACGUCAUGUUGGCCGCAGUUCUGAACAUCAAGAUCUUUCACCCCCAAGGAAAAGGAGAAAGGGUCUUGGGUUGUCUGGAUCACCUGAUAUUUCUCCUCCACGACGUUCUACUCAGACUGAUACUCCAGAUCUUUCCCCUCCGAGGAAAAGCCGUAAGGAUGUUUCUUCCUCAAAAGAGCCGUCAAAAACUGGUUUGAUUAGUGGUAAAGAUAUCGGGGAACUGAAUGCUAAAACUAAGAAGAAUGAUUGGUUAAGGUUCAAAGAGAUGGAUCCUUUGAUAAGUGGACGAGGUGCAGAACCUGUUUAUCGUGACAAGAGAAAAGGAGAUCGCAUAUCAAAGGAGGAAUUCUUGAAGUCACAAAAGGGAGAAGAAAAGCCUAAGGAGAAAAAGUUGGAAUGGGGCAAGGGCUUGGCUCAAAAGCGGGAAGCUGAAACUAAGCAGCAAGAAUUAGAACUUGAGAAGGACAAACCAUUUGCUCGGACCAGAGAUGAUCCAGAGCUCGAUAAAAUACUGAAGGAUAGAGUAAGAUGGGGUGAUCCUAUGGCACAUUUAGUGAAGAGAAAAAAUUCUGAGCUGAUUCUGCCAGACCUGGGGGAUGGUGAGAAGAUGAAAGAAUCAGGAUUUAUAAUUCCUCAAGAAAUUCCUAGUCACAGCUGGAUAAAACGAGGAUUAGAUGCUGCACCGAAUCGAUAUGGUAUAAGACCAGGGAGGCACUGGGAUGGCGUCGAUCGGAGUACUGGUUUUGAGAAGCAGAUGUUUAAAAGAACGAAUGAGAAACAAGCUACAGAGAGAGAAGCUUAUCUCUGGUCUGUGGCAGAUAUGUGAUGAAGGUACCAAGUAAGAAGACGUCAAGGCCUCUCAAUUUUCAGACAGAAGCCAAGGAUGCAAUUUGGGUUGUUCUAUAUACUUCAGGAAAAGCAAGGGUGACAUCCUUAAAUGAAGAUAGCAGCAAAAGAUCUUUCACAAUUGUGAGGAAGGAGAGGAUCAUAGAAAUUGGGGGAAAUUGUGAACUAAAUGGGGUUUUUUGAUACAUGAACAAUGGAGGAUACGUGGACUUCUUGUCAAGGUUUUCCUGCUGCUUGACUGAGAAACUGUGAUUGUGUUGGUACUUCAUUGGAUCAUUGUGGCAACAUCCCUGAGUUUAAAAAAGAAAAAGAAGAAAGUUAACGACAGUUUCCUAA
Molecule: messenger RNA, 2480 nt
Organism: Vitis riparia (riverbank grape)
Lineage: Eukaryota; Viridiplantae; Streptophyta; Magnoliopsida; Vitales; Vitaceae
Product: BUD13 homolog
Exons: 10
Coding region: 682-2124 (480 amino acids)
Biological process (GO): mRNA splicing, via spliceosome
Cellular component (GO): U2-type spliceosomal complex; RES complex
Molecular function (GO): RNA binding
Source: RefSeq, a predicted model, not a curated record